GGCUGGGGAAACAAUUUAAAAAAGAAGCAUGAUAAUUCGUACUUUUAGAUUAUAAUGUUUUAGAAAUAAUCACUGAAAUACACCUAAAACUGUAAUUGAUCGGUAAAAGAUUGAAAUAAUAACAAAUAUGAAAUUUAUGAAAAGCGAGGUGUACAGUUCAUUUCAUAAAAUUCAAAGGAAAAAAAAAAUAAACGUCGCAUAAAAUGUGUAUAGUUUACGUUUCCAAAAAUUGCGUGUUAUUUAAGGUAAUUACGUUCACAGCAACCCAUACCUGCCAUGAUUGUAAAACAAACAUCUCUCGCCUGGGCCAAUUGAAAACUGGCUUUAAAUGGUUGAUGGAAGUAGCCAUAAAAAUUAUCUGUGUAAUGAAUAAAAUUAUUUUGGGUUUGCUUUCAACAGAGCUAUAGAAAAUCUACAACAUCUGUCCUACUCUGUAUUACGAGAGAAUAUGUUCUUGUUGGUUUCAAGGGAGUUAGUGUCAGAGGUAAUUAGAACUACUGUGGGGUUUGAAUAAAUCUCUCGUCAUGACAGGCACAUCAAAGCGAAACGGCUCAAAGAUCUUGUCCAGCGGUUUACGCUAAUACGAGUCGAGAGUAGAGCUGUCUUCUAAUCGAAGCCACAGCCAUAACAGGAUUAGCAGCUAGUCGAUGUUUCCAAUUGGAAGCACACUCAUGACCAAACAGUGCUAAUAUAUGGCGAUUGGAAAAGCAAAUAAGAAGAAAUGAACCUCAAGCGAUAGCACCAUCCGCUUUGUCUAAAGAAACCGCUUUACGUGGACUACUGCAAAUUCCUUCCAAAACGAGUCAGAAAAGACACGAAAAGACAGGUCGACUGCGGCGAGCUUAUUAGUAAGGGCGUAAAAGGCAAAUCUACGAUAAGCCUGGCCAAUGAGAACCUUUACCACAAUAGAAGAGAGAAGUCUCCUUUGAAACAAACCAUAUGGUAAUUUCUUCUUUUUGUUGCAAUUCUUUCAAUUCAAUCGUUUGUAUGCUCGAACACGUGGCUUCGGUUUAUCUUUGUGAUCAUCGUGAAGCUUGUUUGAAGAAGACUCGAAAACACCAACACCUCAAAUCUGCGCUCCAGCAGAAAAGGUCACAACAAACUCAACAUUGCCCCUGAAAAAAAAAAAACAACAACAACAACAACAACAACGAAACAUAAACAUAGAACCUGGGAGUGCUACCACGCUCGAGGGGAAGGCACGACAGGAUUUUAAACUGGCUUUCAGAAAGACAAAGCGUAACCGAGAUUCUGGUGGGGAAAUCGCCAAUGUUUCACUCAAGCAUUUCAGGCGUAUUAUUGAAGAAACAUCACGUCUCUAACAAUAACAAGUUGCAACGAAAAUCACUUCUUGAGUACCCCAGGGCCUCAAUUGGGUCUGCUCUAAGCGGCAGGCGCGUGACGGCGGAGUCGUUUGGCUCCACUAACGACCGGCGUUUAACGAUCAACGUCAGCGGGAUCAAGUUUCAAACGUGGCAGAGCACGUUGCUGCGUUUUCCGAAUUCUUUGCUCGGAAGCAGCGAGACGAUGAAACAAUUUUAUGACGACCGACGGAAGGAAUACUUUCUCGAUCGAGAUCCGUAUUUGUUCAAAUUUGUUUUGAAUUAUUACCGCUACGGUAAACUACACUGUUCACAGGAAGACUGUCCCGCAGCGUUCGAAGAGGAAUUGCAAUUUUAUGGAUUUUCGAUUUACGAUGUUGACAAUUGUUGCUGGGAUCACUGCAGUGCUAAAGAGAGAUCUGUCCUUGUUGAAGGUGACGAAGACGAACUCAAAGGGGAAUCUAUCAAUUGCCAUGGAAAUUUAUGCGACCUGCACUGUGAACCAAAACUUUCGCUGCGGCAGAAAAUUUGGCGGACAAUAGGCCCUUCAAAGACAACGAAAACAGGAGUAAUAUUUCAUAUCAUAUACGGGUUUUUUAUAUUCGUUAGUGUAUUAAUAGCGUCAUUGGAGACAUUACAAUGCGGGGAGAAUUUGACGUGCGGCGAAGCGUACCACAAAAUCUUCUUCACAGUGGAGUCAAUAUGCGUUGUUAUAUUCACAGUCGAACUUUUGAUUCGGUUUUACGUUUGCCCGAAGAAGAAGAAAUUUAUGUUGGACGCCAUGAAUGUGAUCGAUACGUUGGCGAUUCUGCCUUAUUACAUAACCUUGGUUGUGACAAGUUUUGGAGUGGAAACAAGCUUUCUUCAAAUACUGAAAGUGCUACGAGUGAUUCGGAUUCUGAAACUCACGAGGAAUUCGCGAAGACUGCGCUGCUUAUUGCUUACUCUUCGUCGAUGUGCCGUAGACAUAGUCUUCCUUUACUGUAUUUGUUUCUUGGCAAUUAUUCUAUUUGGAACAGCAAUUUACUAUUUGGAGCUCGCGGAGGGUGAUCCAAAGUUCUCCAGCAUUCCGGAAUCAUUUUGGUACAUCUGUGUCACGCUUAUGACUGUCGGUUAUGGUGAUGUAGUGCCUUCGUCUGUUCUUGGUAAGAUCGUCGGAUCCGUUUGUUGUGUUUCUGGUGUUGUGUUACUCGCGUUACCGAUUCCCAUACUGCAAGAGAAGCAAGUUCCUUGCACGCUGGCGUCUGUGACGUCACGAAAGCGGCGGAGACCAGAGAAGACUAUUAACGAGUGUGCAUCCUGUUUAGAGGAAAACCGCUGUUCAUUAGCACAGAUCGUCACUAAUGGCGGAGUCAAUGGAGAAAGCUCAAAGUUAAUGGAAAAUCACACUUGAAGAGUAAAUCUCCAGAAAUUUCAUCUAUCUUUCAAAGAAAUAAUCGCAAUCGGUUUGGUCUCGAACGUGAUUUAAAUGUUAAAAGAAAACUUUUUUUACAGUUUUGGCACUACUUCUUUAAUCUUGAAAUAAUUUGCUAAGAGCUAUCGUCCUCAACUUCUCUAAGCGAUAGCCUGCGCGGUUUGGUUUCGCUCAUAGAAAACUCGAGAACCUACAAGAAUGGACAAGUUUGCACUUCGGGUGCUUUUGCACACACGCUAGACGCGAAUACAACUUCACCUGUCUGACCUCUCCCCCCACCCCACAUACAAUUUUGAAAACUAGCACCUGAAAUUUUUUUGUGAUUUUCAACAUUGUAUUGGGUGGGGAGGGGGAACAGCAAUUCGUUUUUCAAAGGAUAGCAGCGACCUU
Orbicella faveolata is the source of this 3126-nucleotide messenger RNA. RefSeq names its product A-type voltage-gated potassium channel KCND3-like. Lineage: Eukaryota; Metazoa; Cnidaria; Anthozoa; Scleractinia; Merulinidae. Gene Ontology annotation, molecular function: voltage-gated potassium channel activity; protein binding. The record is from RefSeq and is a predicted model, not a curated record. Gene Ontology annotation, biological process: action potential; potassium ion transmembrane transport; protein homooligomerization. Gene Ontology annotation, cellular component: membrane; voltage-gated potassium channel complex.